Molecule: messenger RNA, 2582 nt
Organism: Alnus glutinosa
Lineage: Eukaryota; Viridiplantae; Streptophyta; Magnoliopsida; Fagales; Betulaceae
Exons: 6
Coding region: 112-1404 (430 amino acids)
Source: RefSeq, a predicted model, not a curated record
GUAGAACCGUAGAAGUAACCAACAUAUAUAACGCACCCAUCUUCCGGCCUCGGGCGAGAAAACAAUCGACCAUUCCCUUCUCCGGUAAGCAUUCAAAACCUCAAACACCAUAUGAAGCGCAAGAAAUGGUCGGAGAUGGAAGAGCAGACCCUUCUGACCAAGUACUCGGAGCUCCGAAGCUCAGGAGCGUUGGCCAAGCUCAAGACCCGAGAGAAGAAAUUCAAGCCCGUGGCGGACCACGUUAAUGCGGUACACCACCUCCAGGACCCAGCCAGCUUCCCAUUCAAGUGGACCUGGCGGGACGUAUCCAUCAAGGUCCAGAACAUGCGCCACCAGUACCUGGGCGUGAAGCAGAAGAUCCGGAUCUCCAAGGACGAGUUCAACUGGAAAGAUGGGGAGAAUCACUGGGUCAAUUUCUUGAAGUACAAGGAGGUGUUUGGGGAUGUGGAGCUCGACGCCAAGGGCAAGAGGCUGUGUGAGAAUAUUGAUGUUUUUGGGGAUUGUGGGGAUUUGGGGUUUGGGAUUGAUUCUGAGGAUUUGGAGGAAAAGGAGCAAGAAGACGAAGAUGAGGAUAAAGGAGAUGAAGACGACGAAGAAGAAAAUGACUGUAGUGGUGGUGAUGAUGCCAAUGGUGGCGGUGGUGAUGGUGAGCAAAUUGCGAGGAGUGAUGGUGAAUUUGUAGGUGAGAGGGGAAUUGGGGAAAUGGUUUUUGCUCGGAUGAAGAAACCGAAGAAGGGUUUGGGAGUAAAUCGGAGAUUGGAAUUAAUGGGUGCAAAAGUUUCGGAGUUGAGGGAUGUGGUGGUGAAGAGGGAGGAGAGGAAAAGAGAGAGGGAGUUUCGGCGAGAGAAGGACGAGGUAGAGAGGGAAGAAAAGAGGAAAGAGGCGCAUUUGAGGUCGGUCAAGCGGCAAUAUGAGAGAAAAGAAUGGUUGGAGAAUAGGGAAUCGGAGUUGGAAGAGAGGGAGUUGAUGUGGGCAAGGAGGGAAUCUGAGAAGAGGUUGAGAUUGGAAAGGGAAUUCAGUGAGGAGCGGCGGAGAAGGAUGAGGAUGGAGGAGGAGAGGGAAGAGGAGGAGAUGGAGUGGAGGGAGAGGAUGGUGGGGUUGCAGAUUGAGCAUGAGAAGCAAAUGAUGCAAAUGCACGCUGAGGCGUGCCAGAACCAAAUGCAGGUUCUCGGGGUGAUGGCUCGGCUUGUUUGCCAGUUUUAUGGGUCGGCGAGUGAUGGGUUGGGUGGUGCAUUGGGAGCGUUGCCGCCUCAAGUUUUGCAGCAUCCAGGGGGAUUGGGCGAUAACGGGAAGCCUGAUGCCAAUUCGCCUUCUGAAUUCAUGUUUUGGUCCUUAGACUUUUAUGCUAACUUGUGGAAACUAGAGGAGAAAAUGAAGAUAUUAGUGUUCUGGAAAAAGUAUUAAUCUUUUGAGAAAUCUUCUGGAAACAAAUUUGUUGAAGCAUAGGUAAAAGUGCUGGAGAUAUUUGUAAAAUAAAAAAGGCACUUGUUUGUGCGGCAAGGACGGUUCGUUGAUUCCUGAAGCAGUAAUUUCCUCUCUGACUUCAUUUUAAGUUGCUAAAAUAGUCUUAUUAUUGCUGUUUCUAACCAUCUUUCCAAGACAUACACUGGAAAUAUCCUGAUUGCUGUGAACCCACUUCAAAAAUUACCACAACCAACACCACAUGGAGCUACCAUCUAAGAGGCCUCUAUGAAUUUGAAUUUGACCAAAGUGUGAGACUGAGUGCCUUAGCACCAUAUUUCUUGGCCGGGGCAUUAUUGGGUUGAGUUUACGAGAAAUUGGACCCUCGCAAGUUUGUAGUUUUAGUCAUGCAGAUUUUACCUUUUUUGGAAAUUCCUAUGGAACAGAACUUGCUCAAAGCUCCUUGCUUCGAAAGCAUCCUAAGUUGAACUAUGAAGAAAGCUAAUUGUCAAGAAUCACUGUAAAAUGAUCAACAAGUAGGUUAUCGAUGUAGGGAUGGUCAGGCCUUCCUCCCCUCCUAGAGGUUGCUCCACUUCUUCAUCCGUUGAGGGUAAUAGCUUCUCCCAAUCUCGGGAUUGGCCGAUCGGUUUUGAUCAUAACGGGGAGAUUGUGGUUUGGGAGGAGGACGUUGAUCUUUGGGAUGUGUCGCCUUUGGAUUGGGCGCUAGAGGAUGCUUUUGGGGACGAGGCGUUGGCUAUUCGGGAUGCCAUGGAAGAAGAAUUUCAGCGUGACAAGAUGAUAUCGCGCCAAAAGUCUAAAGGAAAGAGGGAGCUUCUAAAUCUGCAUAGCUCUAUCAACUAUGGCGACGAUAAAUCUUCCGCUAGGCGUAGGAUAGGAAAGGACUUCAUGUUGUAGAGUUGUGUGCCUUUAUUGCUUGGAUGGGUUUGUGGGUCAUCCAUCGGGUUCGGUUUUUGCUUGGUUUAUUUUGACGAGUGUUUCUCUUGGGUUUUUCUCGGGUUCUGGGGUUUUUCCUUUGGGUUUUGGGGGUCCUGUUGGGGUAUUGGGGUUGGGUUCGGUGUUCCUUAUAUGCUUGUUAGGGGUUUUCUUGUGGGUUUCCUGUGGGUUUCUUGUGGGUUUUCUUAGGUUUUUAUGUGGAUUAGCUGAGUUUGCUUAUAUGUAUA